CCACAUAGAACCGAUGAUCCGUAUUGAAACACCGUCAUGUGUCAGUUUUAAGCGCCAGUGCUGGUGCAUUUACCUGCAUAGCCAGCAACCGAAGCGGGCAGGGAAUAAUUAAGAUUGCGUGUUAGAAAAUAUUACUGUUCUUGUCUAAUUUUCUCUCCUACUAUAGGCAAUAACAUCUUAGGUGAAAUUUCGUCAGGCACAUUCGUAAUUUACUAUAAGGUCAAAACGUUGACUGAGUUAGGAAUUGUUUUUUUUGACAAAGUCAGUGAACUAACUGGCUAGCUAGUUGUCACUUCGUUUGACGAGUGGUUUUCUUCUGUGGCUAGCUAGCUAGCAUAGUAUUAAUGUUAUUCAGUUCGCAAGCUCGAUGUGUUCGUAUUAUCGGUCAUGUAUCUAUGUUUGGCUAUAACUAUUAUCCUUUCUGUCAUGUUUGAUUAACCUAAAAUCUGGCCAAUAAACAUUGUUGCCAGAUGUGAAUGUCAAGAUUGACUAGUUAGCUAGAUAGCUAGCUAGCUAGCAAACGGGUAACGUUAGCUAGAUUAUUUUUUCUAGCCUGUCUCGCGGUAAACUCAGAUGAUACGAAAACGGCAAAUGCGAACAUAUUUGGACUCCGGAAGAUCAGCGAUAUGGAUUAAGUGGAUCGUUCAGUUGGGAUUUUCAAGUUAAAGUGAGUUGGCCAGCAAGCAAAUUGGCUAGCCUUGCUAGCUGGCUAGCUAUCUUAGCGACAGCAAGCAACCGAGUGAAUGUUGCUCCUUCACCCAAGGCUACGUGCGUGACUCUGAUGGACAUGGAUUUGGCCACAUGCCCCUCACCACAACAGAACGGUGACGUCCACCGGCAGGAGCAAGUCCUGAAGCCGCCUGCCUCCGCUCUGAAGGUUCACCUCUACCACAGCAUCCAGAGCAAGGAGGACAGCUCCUCCCUGUAUUACCCACCGGGGGAGUAUGUCACUGAGCAGCUGGCCAUCGAAGCAGCCAUGCAGUGUGGGGUGACACCAGCCUACUUCAGCCUCUUCUGCCUUUAUCGAGAAAGUGACCGGGUGUGGCUGGCGCCCAGUCAUGUCCUCAGUUUGGAUGAGGCGGCCAAAGAGAGCCUGAUUUUCAGAAUUAGGUACUAUUUUCCUGGGUGGUAUAGCUGUGGAGCCUCGCGGUCAUACAGAUGUGGCGUUACUAAGGGAUCUGAGAGCCCCGUCCUUGACGACCACGUCAUGGCUUAUCUUUUUGCCCAGUGGCGGAGCGACUUUGUGAAUGGCUGGGUGAAACUGUCCAACAGUCACGAAACCCAAGAAGAGUGCCUCGGCAUGGCUGUCCUGGACAUGAUGAGAAUCGCCAAGGAGAAUCAGCGUUCGCCACUCGAUAUUUACAAUGCCAUAAGUUAUAAAUCCUUCCUGCCUAAAGACAUGCGCCUUCAGAUCCAGGACUACCACUUUGUGACCCGGAAGAGGAUCCGCUACCGCUUCCGGAAGGUGGUGCAGCAGUUCAGCCAGUGUCGAGCCACAGCACGCGACCUCAAGCUCAAGUACCUGAUCAACCUCGAGUCGCUCGACCCAGGCUUCUACACAGAGUGCUUUCAGGUCAAGGAAGCCUCAGCAGGCCAGGUCACCAUCAUCGUGUCUGCUGACCAGGGCAUCCAGUGGUGUCGCGAAAGGCAAAAAGAAGCCCAGCCAGAGGACCUGCAGACAUAUUGUGACUUCCCACACAUCAUUGAUAUCAGCAUUAGACAAGCAAGCAAAGAGGGAGUCAACAAGAGCCGGGUCGUCUGCAUCAACACCAAAGAUGGCAAAACUCUGGAGCUGGAGUUCUCCUCCCAGACUGAGGCCCUGUCCUUCGUCUCCCUGAUAGAUGGCUACUACAGGUUGACCGCUGACGCCCACCACUACCUCUGCAAAGACGUGGUGCCACCUCGAGUCCUGGAGGCCAUCGAGAACUUCUGCCACGGGCCAAUAUCAAUGGAGUUUGCCAUCAGUAAAUUACGCAGGGCUGGAAACCAGCGAGGUCUUUAUGUGCUCCGUUGCAGCCCCAAAGACUACAACAAAUACUUCCUGACGUUUGCUCUUGGGACGUAUGAGCAGGUGGAAUACAAGCACUGCCUGAUAAGUAGAUCAGACACUGGCGAUUAUGUCCUCAGUGGGACUAAGAGGACCUUCCGAAACAUGCGAGAGCUCCUUGCGUGCUACCAAAAAGAGACAGUCAGAUCAGAUGGCAUAGCUUUUCAGUUCAGCAAGUGCUGUCCUCCCAAGGCCAAAGAAAAGUCGAGUCUGCUGGUUUGUCGAAGCAAUAAGGACUGCGAGGUUCCCCUUUCACCCUCCCUGCACAGACAGAACAUUAGUCAGAUGGUUUUCCAUAAAAUCAGGAAGGAAGACCUUGAGUUUGGGGAGAACCAGGGCCAGGGUACUUUUACCAAGAUUUUCAGGGGGGUUCGGAAAGAGCUGGGAGACUACGGAGAAAUGCACAAGACAGAUGUUAUCAUUAAAGUCCUGGACAAUGCACACAGGAAUUAUUCAGAGUCCUUCUUUGAGGCAGCCAGUAUGAUGAGCCAGCUCUCCCACAAGCACCUGACGCUCACCUACGGCAUAUGUGUGUGCAGUGACGAGAACAUCAUGGUGCAGGAGUAUGUGAAGUUCGGCUCCCUGGACACCUACUUGAAGAAGAACAAGAACUCGGUCAACAUCUUGUGGAAGCUGGAAGUGGCCAAGCAACUGGCCUGGGCCAUGCACUUCCUCGAGGAGAAGAACUUGGCCCAUGGGAAUGUGUGUGCAAAGAACGUCCUCCUCAUCCGCGAGGAGGAUCGCAAAACGGGCAACCCACCCUUCAUCAAGCUUAGUGACCCAGGCAUCAGCAUCACAGUGCUGCCCAGAGAGAUUUUGGUGGAGCGAAUCCCGUGGGUGCCCCCUGAGUGCAUCAUGGACCCCAAGAAUCUCAGCCCCGCUACAGACAAGUGGAGCUUUGGAACGACACUCUGGGAGAUCUGCAGUGGAGGGGAGAAGCCUCUUGCCACCAUGGAUAGCUCAAAGAAACACUUGUUCUAUGAGGACCACCACCAUCUACCCAUGCCCAAAUGGACUGAGCUAGCCAACCUGAUCAACAGUUGCAUGGACUAUGAGCCAGCCUUCAGGUCAUCCUUCAGAGCAGUGAUCCGUGACCUCAACAGUCUCUGCUGCCCAGACUAUGAGAUGAUGAUGAUGGAGAGUGACUUGGUGCCCAGUAGAGCUGGAGGCCUUGCGUUUGGCACGGGAGCCUUUGAGGACCAGGAGCCAGUGCAGUUUGAGGAGAGGCACCUGAUCUUCUUACAGCAGCUAGGCAAGGGGAACUUCGGCAGCGUGGAGAUGUGCCGGUACGACCCGCUGCAGGACAACACGGGCGAGGUGGUGGCCGUCAAGAAGCUGCAGCACAGCACCACGGAGCACCUGCGCGACUUCGAGCGCGAGAUUGAGAUCCUCAAGUCACUCCAGCACGAAAACAUCGUCAAGUACAAAGGCGUGUGCUACGGCGCAGGACGGCGAAACCUUCGGCUAGUGAUGGAGUACCUGCCAUACGGCAGCCUACGAGAUUACCUCAGCAAGAACCGAGACAGGAUCGACAACAAGAAACUUGUACAUUACGCCUCUCAGAUAUGCAAGGGAAUGGAGUACCUUGCAAACAGACGGUACAUUCAUCGGGAUCUAGCCACUCGAAACGUCUUGGUGGAGAGUGAAUUUCGGGUGAAAAUCGGAGACUUUGGCCUGACCAAGGUCUUGCCUCAGGACAAAGAGUACUACAAGGUCAAGGAGCCUGGUGAAAGCCCAAUAUUCUGGUAUGCCCCAGAGUCCCUGACUGAGAGCAAGUUCUCGGUGGCGUCGGACGUGUGGAGUUUCGGGGUAGUCAUGUACGAGCUCUUCACCCACAGCGACAAGCUCUGCAGUCCCCCUACGGUCUUCAUGAGCAUGAUGGGAGGAGACAAGCAGGGCCAGACUAUAGUCUAUCAUCUCAUCGAGCUCCUAAAGCGAGGGAACCGCUUACCGCAGCCGGUGGGCUGCCCCUCUGAGAUCUACGAGAUAAUGCAGGAAUGCUGGGACAACGACCCCAGCUUUCGGCCAGCAUUCAAGGAGCUCGCGCUGCGCGUGGACCUGUUCCGAGACAGUUCCGACUCAGACAGAUACACCCAAGUGCCUCCGUUUUAAGAGAGGAACACUGUGCAGCGUUCUGGAGAGUGUCGCUCAGAUGGCGGGUGCCAGGUUAUGAGCCAGUGCCAGCAUUAUCGGCCCCUGGUGGUUUUCAGUGUGCCAUCUAGGCAUAUAUCAUAUAUAUAUAAGAGGACUCAAAGCCUUGAACUUGUGCCAGAGUCUUAAGGUCACUUUUGUUAAAAAACGCUUUAAUUUGCUUCUUGUCGUACUUGUUCUUUUGCUACUAGUGCUGGCAUAAUCCACCCCUCCAGAACCCCCGCCCCCAAACCCCCCCCCCCAUCAAGAACGAAAAAACUGUGAAUAGAAGAAUGUGUGAGCACUGUAUUCUUUUACUAAGUGUUUUCAUGUAAAUAUAUAUAAAGAUUUUCUAAUUUUAUAAAAAUGAGAAUAUGACUGGCCUGCUGGUUAUAUUUGAGCUGUUUAAAAGCAGUGCAAUGCAAAUGAAGACUUUAAAGAGAGAUAUAAUUGUUUAUAGGUUUUCUUUUCCAUCGUCAUGCAGGUGGUGUCUAAUUAAAAUCAUAUAAUAAUGGU
Messenger RNA from Electrophorus electricus (electric eel), 4693 nucleotides. It is a transcript of the gene jak2b, whose product is annotated as Janus kinase 2b. Gene Ontology annotation, cellular component: cytoskeleton; cytosol; membrane. Gene Ontology annotation, molecular function: histone binding; growth hormone receptor binding; ATP binding. Lineage: Eukaryota; Metazoa; Chordata; Actinopteri; Gymnotiformes; Gymnotidae. The record is from RefSeq and is a predicted model, not a curated record. Gene Ontology annotation, biological process: cytokine-mediated signaling pathway; growth hormone receptor signaling pathway via JAK-STAT; cell surface receptor signaling pathway via JAK-STAT.